Messenger RNA from Meloidogyne enterolobii, 511 nucleotides. Lineage: Eukaryota; Metazoa; Nematoda; Chromadorea; Rhabditida; Meloidogynidae. The record is from the annotation of a GenBank genome assembly.
GAUUACUAAAAUAAUGGGACCUAGCAACGAAUCUCGAUUUAAUAAACCAAAAAGACCCAGAAAUGUUGACUAUAGCGUAGACGAUGAAAUGAAAGGUGUUGGAGUUGAGGGAAAUUCUUCAAAUACUACAGAAAACCCUUUAAAUGGCGAAAAAGAACCGUUUAGUUUUCUUGCAAUGAUGGGGCGUUCAACAAAAGUUGGUGAUGAUACAAGUUCGCAACCGAAGUCAGAGAUUGGGAAUGUUUCUUUAUAUGGAGGGCCUGAAAAAUGUUCUCCUUCAUUUUUUGUUGACGAAAAUGAUGAAUUUGUUAAGAAAUCUGUACAAGCAUUUUGUAGAAAAAAUUCAAAAGAAGAAAUAUACGCUAAUUUUAACAGAAAUAGAGGGGCGGUUAUUAAUUUUUAUAAAAGUGAAAAAAAGGCGGCAAUGAAAAAUAAAAGAAAUCGCCAAAAGGAAGAUUCGUCGACAAAUGAGAAAAUGAAAUUAGAACGGAGUGAAGAACAAAAUGAAUAA